AUGGCCCAGAGCAUGCCAUAUUUCCGACCCGCAAACCACGCCCAAGGGCUCGCCAACUACCCCCACGCGCGAACAGUGCCGUCUGCCGAUGGCAAAAGCCGAUACAUCUACGUCUCUGGGACAUCGUGUCGCCGCGGCGACGGCAGCUUCCAUGGAGCCACUCGCGGAGAAGACGGCUCCUUGAUUGUCAACAUCAAAGACCAGACUGGCGCCGUUCUGUCUAACAUCAACGCGAUCAUCGAAGGAGCUUCUGAUGGACAAGCCAAUAUUUCGAACGUGGUCGAUGCCACUGUGUUCCUGACGAACAUGGAAAAAGACUAUACUGGGAUGAACGAGGCGUGGAAUGGAACUUGGUCUGAUCGCACGGAUGCCCCGGCUCGAACGACGGUUGAAGUGCGGGCUUUGCCUCGGGAGGAAAUCAUCGUGGAAAUCAAGUGCACCGCUUACUACGAAGUCUGUCAGACUUGA
Molecule: messenger RNA, 468 nt
Organism: Penicillium cinerascens
Lineage: Eukaryota; Fungi; Ascomycota; Eurotiomycetes; Eurotiales; Aspergillaceae
Product: RidA family protein
Exons: 1
Coding region: 1-468 (155 amino acids)
Cellular component (GO): cytosol; mitochondrion
Molecular function (GO): deaminase activity
Source: RefSeq, a predicted model, not a curated record